This is a messenger RNA of Colletotrichum aenigma, 444 nucleotides long. It is a transcript of the gene atnB-2, whose product is annotated as Aspercryptin biosynthesis cluster protein B. The transcript is spliced from 4 exons. Bases 1 to 444 code for a protein of 147 amino acids. The record is from RefSeq and is a predicted model, not a curated record. Lineage: Eukaryota; Fungi; Ascomycota; Sordariomycetes; Glomerellales; Glomerellaceae.
AUGUCCAUCCCCACACGCAUCUUGCGGACGCCUCUCAUCCCCGCAUCCCGAUACGUAACCCGAAGAAGCCGCUUCGUCGCCCAGACUUCACCGUUCACCUUCACAUAUCGCACAAUGGCCACCGCUGCAAAGAAGGAGUUCCUCUGCAUCCUCCCGGAUAAGCCCGACGCGCUCGCCAAGCGCUUGGAGAUUAGACCGACUCAUUUGGCUGCGGCCAAGUCUGCUGCUUCGGAAGGCAAGGUGGCUGUCGGCGGAGCCAUGUUCGAGUCUGAGCAUCCCUCAGAAGGCAAGACGCCCGCUUUCAAGGGCAGCAUGAUCAUCUACACUGUCAAGGAUGCCGAUGAGGCGUGGGAGUUGAUCAAGAACGAUGUGUACGCCAAGAACGGCGUUUGGGACCUUGAGAAGGCCCAGGUGAUCCCCUUCGCCAAGGACUCCAAUGACUAG